This is a messenger RNA of Hyaena hyaena (striped hyena), 434 nucleotides long. RefSeq names its product protamine 3 (gene PRM3). Gene Ontology annotation, biological process: flagellated sperm motility. Gene Ontology annotation, cellular component: cytoplasm. The transcript has a single exon. Bases 51 to 347 code for a protein of 98 amino acids. The record is from RefSeq and is a predicted model, not a curated record. Lineage: Eukaryota; Metazoa; Chordata; Mammalia; Carnivora; Hyaenidae.
CCACCUCCAGUGGCCUUCACUCCCAGCCUGGAGAGGCAGCAAAGACGGCAAUGGGUUCCCACUGUGCCAAGCUCGGCACAGGCCACGGCCGGGGCCAAGAAUCCUCCAUGAAGAAGCUCGUGGCCUGCGUGAGCCAGGAUAACUUCUCCUUGUCAUCAGAGGGGGAGGAAGAGGAGGAGGGAGAGGAGGUGGAGGGAGAGGAGGAGGAGGAGGAAGAGGAGGAGGAGCAGCUCCCAGUGCAGGGAAGGCUGCUGCUGAUGGAGCCCGAGCAGCAGCAGGAGGAGGGAGCCGAGGGAGAGCCGCCCGCCGCCCAGCAGAGCCCUGAGCCCCAGCAGACACGCUCCUGACCCACGACGGGCGCCCACAGGGAGGUUCCCGCCACUGCUCCAGCGAGAGGAACUUUCAGAAAAGAGUCAAUAAAAAGUCUCCAAGGA